UACAAUAAAUUUAGCCUUUAUUUCAACUUUAACAACCAUUAAACAUAUAAUCAAAACUCCUUCACCAUUUCUUAUUAAGAAAAAAGCUCUUUACCAUUUAGAAUUCCAAAAGCAAAGAAAGAUGCCUCGUGGAACACUAGAAGUUGUUUUGAUCAGUGCCAAAGGCCUUGAAGACAAUGAUUUUCUCUCUAGCAUAGAUCCUUAUGUGAUCCUUACUUACAGAGCACAGGAGCGCAAGAGUAAUGUGCAAGAAGGUGCUGGAUCCAAUCCUCAAUGGAAUGAAACCUUUCUUUUCACUGUUUCUGAUUCUGCUUCUGAGCUCACUCUUAGGGUAAUGGAAAAGGACAAGUUUAGUAGUGAUGAUAACCUUGGAGAAGCAAUAAUUCCUUUAGAUGCUGUGCUCGAAGAGGGUAGUAUUCCAGAAAGUGUUUACAAACUUGUGAAGGAAGAUGAAUAUUGUGGUGAGAUUAAGGUGGCUCUCACUUUUACACCUGAGAGAAAUCAUGAACAAGGCUACAAUGAAGAGGAGGAGAGCUGUGGUGGAUGGAAAGAAUCAGCAAGAGAUUUUUGAAGUGAAUGAAGAAUUUAAAUAUUUCCAAGAUUCAGAAUUACUGAUAUAAAAUAAAAAUAGUAUCUAUUGUCUGGAAUUUUAAUCUGUGUUUUCUGGUGUGAUGAUCUGAUAGUGUUAUGCUUUGAUUUUCUUUCCUUUUGGUGUAAACUAUAUUAUAUUGGAUAAUUGAUUUUUAUUUUAUGCA
Messenger RNA from Vicia villosa (hairy vetch), 755 nucleotides. RefSeq names its product 16 kDa phloem protein 2-like. The transcript has 5 exons. Bases 122 to 571 code for a protein of 149 amino acids. Lineage: Eukaryota; Viridiplantae; Streptophyta; Magnoliopsida; Fabales; Fabaceae. The record is from RefSeq and is a predicted model, not a curated record.